GUAAGUUAUUUUACUUGUUUCUACGUAUCAUACACACUCAACGAUGAAUUGGAAACUUGUUUUUUUCUUAGCUUUUUUAAAAUAUAUUUUAGUCAUAGCACCAAGAACUAAUAGAAUUCAAGGAGAGGAAUACUUGGAAGAAUUGUAUGACGGAGAUUUCGUACGUUUGUUAAAUUCCAUACGUACCUUAGCCUGGCACCCGGUUUACUUUCACGACUACAACUUUGAGCAUCUUACAAAAGAAUACUACACCAACGAGACUAAUUUGAACGUCAAGAAAGUGUCUGUCAAAAAGUAUUACCGGAAAAUGCAAGAGAUCCAGUGUGUUAACGGAUUGUUCUUUUUGCAUGUGAUAAGGGAACUCAAAUCAGGCAUAAAUGAAACACAAAUCAGAGUAAUGAAAAAUUCACUUAAACAGUUAGCUUCGGAAUAUAUGUUUUACCUGACCCGCAUGUUGUCUAUGUUGCACAUUGCAAAAUGGAACCCUUACCCUUGGCAAAUCGAAAUGUUUACGUUUGUGGCGGGUCUCAAGGGUUCGGACGCGAAUUUUAAAAGUUACAGAGACCAUUACAAAGAAAACCAUAAACGCAUAGAAAUAUCCGUGAACGAGUUCGUUACCCAAUGUAUCAAAGUAAAAUAUUUAAUAUCUGUAAGCGAAAACAGCACAGGAAAGACAGCGAUUUCCCUUCACCAAGUCUUUGAGACUAUGGACCUAUGGUACAAAAACGAUGACAUUUUAGCCUAUGCCUACGGUGUCGCUGACCACUACACCGCACCAAAUCUUAUGUUAACAAAACUACAUUCAAGCCAUGAAUUCAUCUACGACUGGUCAAGUUUUAGUAUAGAACUCGAAACAAAUAAUGUCGAACUUCGUUUGACGGAAUACCUUACGGAAUUUGGACGCCAACAACUGUCACAUCGAUGGGAAUUGGACCCGAUUGGCGGUAAUAAGUACAAUGCUCUGAUAGCGGAAUGCAUACACUUAAGGAUAGUGUACUACACGUGGUUUCACUUAUAUACAUACCACGCCUUACAGAGCCGACCGCCGGCCGUUAACGAAUCAGAAAUAAGAGAAAAAAACCUACUGCUCGGAAUCUGGUACAUGCUCGUGAUUCCACUUAAAAAUGCAUUAAGGGCGUUUAGAUUCGAUGGAAAUAUCUACUGGUCUGCAGUAAACAAAAUGAUGGUCAACAUUAACACGAUUAACGUGGAAGAACUCGCGGCACGAGAACAGUUCACGAGAAAUCAUUUUUGUCAAGCUGUAGAAAAUUUAGGACUCGCCAAAGCAUCCGAUGUCAAUCGACAGUUAACAAAAGUAAAAGUGGAAAAAGACUACUUGACAAUUGCUGAUACCAUCCUAGACAAUGCCAAUAAGCUACAGGAUUACACUGAUAGAAUAUUAGAUAUAUUGGGCGAGAAAAACGGUGCUUUUGUUCGUCUUAUAGUGUCUGCCGAAGGAAAUAAAACAUUUAUUUCGCGAUAG
Molecule: messenger RNA, 1483 nt
Organism: Adelges cooleyi (spruce gall adelgid)
Lineage: Eukaryota; Metazoa; Arthropoda; Insecta; Hemiptera; Adelgidae
Exons: 2
Coding region: 44-1483 (479 amino acids)
Source: RefSeq, a predicted model, not a curated record